This is a messenger RNA of Xyrauchen texanus (razorback sucker), 1924 nucleotides long. Its product is annotated as solute carrier family 25 member 53-like. The record is from RefSeq and is a predicted model, not a curated record. The transcript is spliced from 2 exons. The coding region runs from base 737 to 1636 and encodes 299 amino acids. Lineage: Eukaryota; Metazoa; Chordata; Actinopteri; Cypriniformes; Catostomidae.
AAAGCCACUGACCUAUUGAAUCAAGAUGUUAAGUUUGACUUAAGUGUGCGCGUGCGCACUGCAAAAUUAUCAGUUUCUCUGGAUUUACUAUUUAAAUAGGUAUUUUUUUUAUUUUAUUUUUUUAGCAAAAUUAAUGUUUUUGUUUUAUUCUAUAAAGUACUGACAACAUUUCUCCCAAAUUCCACAUCAAUUCCUUUCUUGUGAAUUUCGUAGUUUAUUUGUGUUCGCUGCUUUUUAUUGAUAUUCGACGUCCGUUCCAUCCAACAAGUAUAACAGGAAGGAUGACGUCACGGAUACGUCAUGAGCGACCGAGUGUCCAGCAGGGGCGUCAUGUGCGCUGAGAGCAAAUAAAGAAAUCCCCCCUUUAUAACACAAUCAUAGCGGUUCAGUCUUUUCACACCGUGUGUUUGAUUUGGGCUCUCUUUUUUUAAACGACCGUCCCAGUAACAGAUGCGUUUUCUCAAUGACGCAUCGCCCAUGCAUUUGUCCUAAAUCACUGUAACCCCUGCAGACAUCGAUGAUGACAGGUAGUAAAAUAUGUUUCUUCCUUGCAACAUUUCAGCUUAGACAUCUUUGCAUCGCGUCCAUAUUAAUAUACACUAUUUCUUAAGGUGUGUUUUCUUUUUUUCAGAGACACCACCCUUGAAGUCUUUGAGUAUAUAUUUAUACUUAUAAAGCUAUUUUACAUUUCAACCGUUAUUCCACAAAAAGGGGAAAGGUAACUGCUCUUUGACGUAUGGCAGCACCAGAGAUGACAAGCCAUUCUGAACCCAACCAAGAGUCUGAUCUCAAGUCCUCGGAUUCUACGGUGUGGUUCCAGAGCUACUUGCACGGAGGCACCUCCAGCCUAAUCUCCACCAUGACCACCAUCGUCACAUUCCCGUUGUAUAAAACUGUAUUCCGCCAGCAGCUGCACAGCACCUUAGUACGGCAAGCAGUGGCCCAGUUACUCAAAGAAGGGCCACUGAAACUGUACCGUGGUGUGGCUCCGCCCCUGCUGAAGUCGUCCCUUAAUGGAACUUUGUUGUUCGGCCUUCAGGACACCUUCUUACAAAAGCUCUCCCUCCGUCUCGAACACCCUCUUCCCGGGAGCGUCCUCCCAGCUAUGGCCGGUUUAGGUGCGGGUGUGGUGGAAGCUUUGGUUUUCACCCCGUUCGAACGUGUGCAAAAUGUGCUGCAAAACAGCAAGAAUAACAGCAGCCUUCCUACUAUGAAAAGUAUUUUACUCAAACUAAUUUCGAGACCUUUAGCGUCAGGGUACUACACUGCAUUGCUGCCCAUUCUCGUCCGGAAUGCCUUAGGAACCAGCCUCUAUUUUGGCCUAAAAGACCCCAUGUCUAAUGCUCUCGGGGCUUGGGGCUUUUCCCCCAUUGCGUCCUCCUUUAUGUCAGGUGUUUUAAACUCAAUGGUCAUUAGUCUACCUCUCUACCCUCUCUCUGUACUGGUGGCCAACAUGCAGGCACAAAUAGAUAGUGAAGGCAGGGGAGUAAAAAGCAGUUGGCAGAAGCUCUGGGUGGCCCGUCAGCGCAGCCUGGCUCUUCUAUACCGUGGAGGUUUCUUGGUGAUCUUACGCUCUUGCAUCACCUGGGGCAUCACCACUGCCAUAUACGACCAGUUGAAGAGACACUCGAGAUGAUAAUCAGUGACAGAUACCUCAUUUUGUCAUCUUCUCAGGUUAAUAGUCGAUCGAUAUUAGAAGUAUUCCUUGUUUUACACAAUCAGCUUCUCAGGUCAAUACUCUUUUGCACCAAACUGUAUUUGAUUGCUGAAGAUUUUCGUUGGCAAUGAUGUCAUAUAUCACAGUAUGCAUGAAGUAUUAAUUGAUGUGAUGCACGUAAUGAGGCACAAAUUAAUAACUACUGUAUAAGCAACAUUACGUAAAUGUGAAAUAAACAUGUUAAAAGUCAAGAAAGCUUUAUUGGCA